ACAGCAGGCAGCGCGAUGCUCUCGUCCGUCGCCCCGACCGCGGGCCCCGGCAGCUGCCUGGCCAUGGAGCCGCGCUGCGCCGCGGGGCCGCUGCAGAUGCGCUUUUCCCCCUACGCCUUCAACGGAGGUACUGUCCUGGCAAUUGCUGGAGAAGAUUUUUCAAUUGUUGCUUCUGACACUCGAUUGAGUGAAGGGUUUUCAAUUCACACCCGGGACAGCCCCAAAUGCUACAAAUUGACAGACAGGACGGUCAUCGGAUGCAGCGGUUUCCACGGAGACUGUCUCACCCUGACGAAGAUCAUUGAAGCACGACUGAAGAUGUACAAGCACUCCAACAACAAGGCCAUGACCACCGGGGCCAUCGCGGCCAUGCUCUCCACGAUCCUCUACUCCAGGCGCUUCUUCCCCUACUACGUCUACAACAUCAUCGGGGGACUGGAUGAAGAAGGGAAGGGAGCUGUGUAUAGCUUCGACCCCGUGGGGUCCUACCAGAGAGACUCCUUCAAGGCUGGGGGCUCUGCCAGCGCCAUGCUGCAGCCUCUGCUGGACAACCAGGUCGGCUUUAAGAACAUGCAGAACGUGGAGCACGUCCCGCUGUCCUUGGACCGGGCCCUGCGGCUCGUGAAGGACGUCUUCACCUCUGCGGCCGAGAGGGACGUGUAUACCGGGGACGCACUCAGGAUCUGCAUCGUGACCAAGGAGGGCAUCCGGGAGGAGACCGUUCCCCUGCGGAAGGACUAACCUGCAGGGGGCGGCGGCCUGGCUGGGCAGGCCCUGUGCGGGCAGUUUCAUUAAAAGUAGCCACUGGGCCUGUCCCUCCCUCGCUGUCUGUGUGCUGAGCCCGCAUGCGUGUCCUUCCCCUUGGCUCUUCUCUCAUGCUUUUCUUCCAGAGCUAUUUUUGUAUUUUAAGGUGAAAAACUAAGUGGGCAUAUCAGUUUUUCCUGACAUGUGUGAGGAAAAAUCUUACUGGAAAAGUCGAUGUUUCUGAUGAACUCGGGGUGGCUCAGCCCGUUGCGGGGAGGGUUCUUGGGACGUCCUGAGCCUGCGGGUUCUGCCUUUCAGCCGUCUCUGACUUUCAGGGUUUCUCUGGUUCCAAAUGGAUAUUGUUGGGACCUUGCGUUGCUGGAAUUGCAGGGCCGUCUAGAAAACACAUCAUUCGGAAGAAAACUGUAGAAGCAAAUAGCCCUUUAAGUGGGUCUUAGACAAAAAUCUGUGGGAAGUUUUGCAGUUUAGGAAUGUAAAAGUUGAGACCUAAAUUUUGAUAGCGCUGAAGUGGUUUUUCUUUUAGAGACAUUAAAUCCAUUUUAACCCCGUUACAUACAAUGUGG
Messenger RNA from Talpa occidentalis (Iberian mole), 1328 nucleotides. It is a transcript of the gene PSMB1, whose product is annotated as proteasome 20S subunit beta 1. NCBI's taxonomy places the organism in Eukaryota, Metazoa, Chordata, Mammalia, Eulipotyphla, Talpidae. Bases 16 to 741 code for a protein of 241 amino acids. The record is from RefSeq and is a predicted model, not a curated record. The transcript is spliced from 6 exons. Gene Ontology annotation, cellular component: proteasome core complex.